Molecule: messenger RNA, 498 nt
Organism: Penicillium macrosclerotiorum
Lineage: Eukaryota; Fungi; Ascomycota; Eurotiomycetes; Eurotiales; Aspergillaceae
Exons: 1
Coding region: 1-498 (165 amino acids)
Source: RefSeq, a predicted model, not a curated record
AUGUCAACCGCCCAGCCCUCCAAGAGCCUUCCAAGAGCCCUUCUGAUCCCCCACAAGCGACCCCUCCUCCCACCACAGAAACAUCUCCAAAACUCAAGCGCCGCCCCUGCCACAAUCCUCCUGAAACCAACAUCAGCCGAGCAUGACAACCCCGACGCGCCGGCCCAGACCCGCCGCACGGAGGUCUCCUUCCACCCGCCGCAGCCUUUCCUAGAUCCGCCGGCCUGGGAGGCGAUGUUGGCUCGGGCGCAGGAGCGGGCUGCUCGGGAACAUCGCGGGGCGGACGGAGAAGACGAAGAAGAAGCAGCAGCGCGGGGAUUGGGGACAGGCACAGGGAACGGUGCUGAGUCGGCAGAGCGGCGGGAGAGGGCGAGAGAGCGGGAGGCGGAAUAUGGGUCGAUGGCUAUUCGGGGACGGUCGGGCCUAGGUGGGAGAGGGAGGAGACAUGCGAGACCGCGGGGGCGGGGGUUUGGGGGAGGAGGCCGAGCUGGUUAUUAA